Messenger RNA from Daphnia pulicaria, 792 nucleotides. Its product is annotated as receptor-binding cancer antigen expressed on SiSo cells-like. The transcript has 2 exons. NCBI's taxonomy places the organism in Eukaryota, Metazoa, Arthropoda, Branchiopoda, Diplostraca, Daphniidae. Gene Ontology annotation, cellular component: secretory granule. The record is from RefSeq and is a predicted model, not a curated record. Bases 133 to 699 code for a protein of 188 amino acids.
UAAGCAAGGCAGACGACUGUUCACAUUUUUUGACCUGUCAAAAAAACUUGCGCCGAACUGUCUCGUAAUAAAUAAAAAUUCCUCAGUAUUUAUCUAUACAUAAAAACAAUUCGUAUUUAGUGUGUUUGCACAAUGCCAAUUUCAUAUUUUGUGAAUCGUAUCAAAGGUUUGAUUUUGAUCAUCCUCAACGUUUUCAAACGUGUCAUGUGCAUUUUUAACAAGCGUAGACGUAAACCCAGUGGAGACGUCAUAAUGGAAUGUGUUGUAACAGAAAGUAGCACUGAUAAAAAUCGAGACAAAAUGAUACCUUGGAAUACUUGGGAAGAAAAACCAGCAACAGUUGAAGAUCAUAUAGAGCAGUACAGGAAAUCACUUACUAAGCUACGCUCAGCCAGUGAAGAAAUAGCUCACGAACCUGACUUCUUCAAUGACAUGACGCCUGAAAUAAAAACAUCAAAUAGCCUGAAGCUUAAUUUCCGUCCUUUACCUAAUCAGCAGCAACAGCAGAAAGUAACUUUUGAUAUUCAAGAAAAUUUUGACAGCCUGUUAUUGUCACCUCCUGGACUUGGUGAGAUCGUUGAUGAAGAUGAAAAUCCAACUUCAACUGGUUGGGAUGCUGAUGCUGAAGACAUAAAUGCAGUACUGAAACAGCAGAAGAUGGAAGAGAGAAGGAAAAGAUCCCUUAGAUCAGGGGAGUAAAGACUACUGAAUUUAAAGAAAAUGAAUUUCAUUUGUCAUACAUUGAUUUCUGUAUGAAUGUUUACAAUCUACUUGUUUUUGUGAAUUUUAAAA